AGGUUCUGUGGUGCGCUCGGUGCCGUGGACCCAAGCCUGCUCCCCCGGGGCUGAACGCCUCAGUCCCCGCGCCCCGAGGCUCCCCCGGCCCGGGCCCUGCGCGCGUGUGCUCCGCGGUGCUUUUCGCUCGGGGAGACUUUCUGCUGUUUGUUUCUUCCUCUCCCUUUGUUGCCCUGAAAGCCGGCCUUGCCACAGCCCCGCUCGAGAGCCGGGCUCGUGCAGAAGGCGACCGCAGUUCUCGGCGUCGACCCCUCCUGCGCGCACCCCGCCGCGCCCGCGCCGUCCCCGGGGAGCUCGCUGCGCCGUCCUUGAUGCACCCGUUCCAGUGGUGUAACGGGUGUUUCUGUGGCCUAGGACUGGUUAGUACCAACAAGUCCUGCUCAAUGCCACCCAUCAGUUUCCAAGACCUCCCACUCAACAUCUAUAUGGUCAUCUUCGGCACAGGCAUCUUUGUCUUCAUGCUCAGCCUCAUCUUCUGCUGCUAUUUUAUCAGCAAACUCCGGAAUCAGGCACAGAGUGAACGAUAUGGCUAUAAGGAGGUGGUGCUUAAAGGUGAUGCCAAGAAGCUACAGCUCUAUGGGCAGACCUGUGCUGUCUGUCUGGAGGACUUCAAGGGGAAGGAUGAGCUCGGCGUGCUCCCGUGCCAACACACCUUCCACCGGAAAUGCCUGGUGAAGUGGCUGGAGGUCCGUUGUGUGUGCCCGAUGUGCAACAAGCCCAUCGCUGGCCCCGCAGAAGCCACUCAGAGCAUCGGGAUCUUACUGGACGAGCUGGUGUGAGCGCUGAUGCUCUGCAGAGACAUGGAGAAGACCUUUUGUUCUUUGGGGGCCUGGUCCCUCUCACAGCCACAGUGAACAGAAAGACUUGGGUGGUGACAGUCACAUUCACCUGAAGGGGAGGGUGGCACAGGGCCUGUGUCCCAGACUGAGGAUGAGACCAGUGCCCAUCUUCCCACCUCCUGAAGCCGUUCCUGUCAUUCAGUACCCCUGGCCUCACCCAGCCAGACUUCUGUGCCCUGGUAUGGAACAUCUUCCUGCCUUGUCCCUACUUGGGAAGGAGUUGAGCCUCCACCCUCAGUUUUCCCGCUAGCUAAAAGGAUAACCCACAGGAGCUAGCAAGGAAAAGCUGGCUUUGCCCCACCUACAACCUCCACACCCCUCCAUUCCUCCAUAGGAAGGCUGGAGGGGAAAGAAGAAAAGAGCAGGAACCAGGCGCUGCCCCUGGGAGUGGAGAGCAGGGACCUCUGUGAGGAAACAGUCAAUGUUUACAUAGGACCUGGUGAAGCAGGCUGGCCAAAGGCUGGCUGCCUGCAGGGUCAGAGGGCUGCACCUGCCCCUGUGAUCUGAGGUGCUAUCUACCCUCCUUGCCUUCAUGCUCAGUUCAUCUAGGAGCUUCCUAUUUCCCGUUGGGGCUGGAGAGCUCCUCCCAGGGAAGGCCUGUCACGCACUCAGUUGCUUCCCAGGGGCUUUUUCUAAAGGAGUAAGAGGGACCGAGGGACAGGGUUGUUGGAGCUCACAGUAUAGACAGAUACCUGCUUCCCCCAUGUACAUAGUAUUUUAUACUUCAUCCUGACCAUCUCGGGCUUUAGGCGUGGGAUCCCCGGAAUGGAGGGGGUUGAGUCUUCCCUUCCUCCCCACAGUGGGGGAGAGUGGGAGAAGGAUAUGUAUUUAAAGAAAAUUAAAUUUAGUAACAAUUUUGUCUAACCAACUUUGCCUGUGGCUAUGGCUCUGCCUGUCAGCUUCUCUGAUAGCAGAGGGCGUCAAGUUCUCUCACUGCCUCUUUCUGCCUUCCCCUACCCACACCACACACAGAUAGAGUCUUGCUGCGUUGUCCAGGUCGGCCAUCUUGCCUGAGCCUCCUCAGCAGCUGGGCUUAUGGGUGUAGCUUCCACACGCAGAUGUUCUUAGCCUUCACCUUGAGCCAGGCAUGGUGGUGCACAUCCAUAAUCCCGCACUAGGGAGGCUCAGGCAGGUGGUGCAUUUGAGUUCAGAAGUUACACACCAGCCUGAGAACAUAGCAAGAGAUCCAUCUCCAAAUUUUAUUUUUUUAAUUGAUGGCAAUAGAUUAUUAUCUGUACAACAUAGUUCAAGACUAAUACUAAUGCACAGUAAAAGCUUAGCCAGCCUCAUCAGCUUUUUAGACAACAUUACAGUUAAUGUUUUCUAGCACAUCACUGCACUACAACUUGGAACUAAUAAAAUUCUACUUGUAAUUGUCAGUGCCUUUGCAACUAACAGGGUCCUGGUUGCUGCCAGGAAAGCCUGAUC
Molecule: messenger RNA, 2267 nt
Organism: Octodon degus (degu)
Lineage: Eukaryota; Metazoa; Chordata; Mammalia; Rodentia; Octodontidae
Gene: Rnf122
Product: ring finger protein 122
Exons: 6
Coding region: 312-779 (155 amino acids)
Source: RefSeq, a predicted model, not a curated record